This is a messenger RNA of Ylistrum balloti, 1274 nucleotides long. RefSeq lists its product as uncharacterized. The record is from RefSeq and is a predicted model, not a curated record. Bases 96 to 1046 code for a protein of 316 amino acids. The transcript has 2 exons. Lineage: Eukaryota; Metazoa; Mollusca; Bivalvia; Pectinida; Pectinidae.
UCGUCGUAUUGAAUAUUAUUUUUGUGGCAGCAAGUUGUGAAGUAUAUUCUUGCGGAAACUGCCUACUGUUGAAGAGCAAUAUGAUCCUAUAAGUCAUGGAGAGAUGUGAAUUCAGAAACUUGGAAUUCCUUAUGAAAGGAGCUCACACAUCAUCUUGUGGCCAGAUUAGUGAGCCCCAUAACCAUCCAAGGCAUUGUGAUGCCAGUAAAUUAAUGAGAGGACAGUUGUUCUUCCGUAAAAACAUUUCCAGCUGCGUAUUUGCCAUGUUAUGUUCACUAGUGUGUGGACUAAGUGUCUCCAAUCUGUUGGAGCCUUUGGUGUUUACAAAUGCAUCAGAUACACCCAGAAAGUCUCUUUAUCGUUAUAUUCAGACCCUUGUACAUGUUAUAAAAUGGCAUCUAAGUGACUUGUGUGAUGCAGAUUCUCCUGCUAGAAAAUCUCUCGAUAAGGUUAGAAAAAUGCACGAUGUUGUGGCAGAGGUUAUGACCAAACAGAAAACAGAUAAAAAAGUGUACCUGUCUCAAUAUGAUAUGUCAUUGGUACAGAGUGGUUUUGUUGCAGCUAUCAUUAUACAUCCACAAGAUUUUGGUAUACAACCUAAUGUCAACGAUUUAGAUGAUUAUGUUUAUCUCUGGAGAUUUAUUGGUACUCAUCUUGGAAUAACAGACCAGAACAACAUUUGUUUAAACGGUUACCUGGAAACAUAUACCAUUUGUGAACAAAUAAAAAAUAAAGUUUUGUUACAAGCAUUGAAACAUCCACCAGAUGAUUUUGAUUUUAUGGCCAAGGCUUUUACAGAUGGGCUGAAUAUAUUGCACAAAGUGAGGUUGUACACACCAGAAGCUGUGAUUAAUUUUAUGUAUGAUGUCUUUGGUCAAAACAGGGAGCGCCAGUCCAUUGCUAAUGAACUUAGGAUUAUGACUUUCAAGUUCUUGGUAAAACUGAAAUUGUAUGUACCAGGAUUUCAAAUUUUGAUGAAUAAACUAGUCAUGCUUGUUUACAAUUUGGUGACCAACAAUUAUCAGGAGAAACAGAAACAGUCAUAAGAAGCAGCAUGCAGUAUAACAUACAUAUACCUUUCUUUAGGAUUUGUGUGCAUGUAGUAUUUAUUUGCCAAAGCUAGUGGUUUACUUAAAUCUUAUCAAUGUUAACUCAAAAUUAAGGUCCUGAUGAUGGAGAAGAAAAGACAUAUAAUUUAUCUUUAUUUUUAAUAUCAAUAUGGAAAUAAAAAAAAAAUUUCUGACAUUAGAAAAUGUAUUAGUUAUAACUUAAUC